AUGGCAUCCAGUACGUCUUUUAGCCCUGGAUUAAGUGAAGCCGAAGUUUUUUUGGCUUCGCUUCACUCUUCGGAAAGCGGUGAUGAGUACAAGAGCGAUCACUGGGACGUCAACUCUAAAAACUCGCCCAUGGGUAGCGUGAGUAACAAUUACAACAGCAAUCGUAACCACCAAGACGGUAUUUGGAGCGAAAGUACUGCCGGAACACUGAAUUUGACCCCGGAAUCAUUUCAAGAAUUCCCGCUAAAACCGCAGCAACAACAAUUUGACCAGCAAGUAGACCAGGACACAAACAUAGGUCGUGGCAAUGGGGCUUCCUCUUCAAACGGUGCAAACGUUUACAUCAAAACUGAUGAAUCGCCAAGUUUUGCGUUCGAAUCUGGUGAGCUCCAGGAUUUCUUGAAAACUGAAGAUCAGGAGGACCUAGAUUCUUUGACAUUUGGUUCACUCACAGAUUCUGGAAACGGCAAAGUGAUGAAACCCAGACGUGAAAGAGUGUCCCACAACGUCAUCGAAAAGAAGUAUAGAACCAAUAUUAACGACAAGAUCUUGCAACUGAGGGACACAAUUCCAACGCUUCGCUGUGCUGUAAAGCGUGCCACUGGAGAAUCAUUGUCGCAAGAAGACUGUGAGGAGCUGGAUGGAUUGGAGGUAGCCUGCAAACUCAACAAGGCUUCGGUCCUGAUCAAAACUAUUGAAUACAUUCGCCAUCUUGAAAACAAAUGCACUACUUUGAAGUUUGAAAACACAAAACUUAAAUCCGGCCAGGUUUUCACUACUCCCGAAAGUGACAGAAAUGUCUCCAGCAGCGCAAAUGACUUCAUUAUGAACAUGUCCUCAGGUGUGUCGACUCAGCACGGUACACCCUAUGCUGCAGCUUAUCCGGAGAAAAAGGAGUCACCUUCCAGCAAGUAUUUGAUGGCAGGACUUGCUAUGACAAUGGGUGCAUCAUGUUUCGGCGAUGGUAACGAUUUUGACAAUGCAAAGAGCUUAAUGUCCAUGCCUAUAAUGCAUUAUUCCCCGGGCAGCGGUCUCACAUUUUCUAAUGCUAACGGAGUCAUUAGCUUGCCGACAGCAUUUCUUUCUAUUCUUCGAAUUACGAUGUUGCUUGCAACGGGUGUCUACUUUAUCCACCUCCUGACCAACAAGUUAACUGGGGGGAAAGAAAAGACUCAUGAAUUGCCGCUGGUGCCGUUCACGGAUACGGUGAGCUUCACUGACUACUCCCAAAUCUUUGAAACAUUGAAGAAAACCAUGGUCCUCAACCGGCUGAAAUAUCCUGUCAACUCUAUUGAGAGAAUUGAGUCCGAAAUUGUCAACUGUUUUGCCCUCAAAUACUACCGCUUCAAGUUCCCUGUCAAGAUAUGGAGUGAUAAGCAUAUCCUUUCAUCUUGGUCUAAAAUUAAGAAUCAAGUGGAGUUGGCCAAUCAGAGAAGUGGCGGGGCAUUAAAAAAUGGAUUAGAAUGGAGUAUGAUUACAAACGUUGUUACCAGUGCAACAUCAGACACCCUGGGAUGCGAGCAGCUUGAAGAAGCCAUCAUUGAGAAUGGGCCAUUUACGCUGAAGGACUUCAUUCAAUUCGUCAACGAUUCAAUGGUGAAAUAUAGGAGUGAUGCUGUAGUUGUGAGCUUGCUUACUGAGCUAAGCGCCGCUGAAAGUCCUGCAAAUGAAGUCGUCGAAAAGGUAUUUGAAUCCAAGGUCUUCAAUAAUGCAGAUCUACAGACGUCAACCGAAAACCUGACAACCUUGAGCUCUUUAUUCGAACCAACAGAAAGGAAUGUGAACCAUCUGCUAGAAUUGGUAAAACAGAAAAUGAAAUUGGGUAAACCAGCGGGCGACCAAAUACUAGUCCUGUACUCCAGCAUAAUAAGGAACUCACUCUCGAGCGGCCAUGUCAAACAGGCCUGUCUCUGGGCUUCCAAGAUACCACCAAAGCUGAUUGCUUCGGAAAAUACUUCAAUUAUAGGUGUUGCUGCCGCCCUCCUAGUUCUUAAAAACCUGUUCGCAACACCAAUGCUGGAAGAAGUGCAGGAGAAUCGUCUUGAGCUGGAUGCCUUGAUUGGGAAUGUCAGGAUAUGGCUUGGAAAUGAUUCAGACUCCAGCUUGAGCAUAGAUGCACGGGGCAAACUAGUUGAUUUUUGUGUGGAUUCUGCACUGGCGUGCGGAACUAAGCAGCUUGAUGAAGACACAGAUGUGGAAACACAGAGUGAGGAUUUGAGCGAUGAUGAAGAAGUUGGUUCAGAUCUUUGA
Messenger RNA from Lachancea lanzarotensis, 2250 nucleotides. It is a transcript of the gene HMS1, whose product is annotated as LALA0S05e02850g1_1. NCBI's taxonomy places the organism in Eukaryota, Fungi, Ascomycota, Saccharomycetes, Saccharomycetales, Saccharomycetaceae. Bases 1 to 2250 code for a protein of 749 amino acids. The record is from RefSeq and is a predicted model, not a curated record. The transcript has a single exon. Gene Ontology annotation, molecular function: protein dimerization activity.